Molecule: messenger RNA, 19311 nt
Organism: Lethenteron reissneri (Far Eastern brook lamprey)
Lineage: Eukaryota; Metazoa; Chordata; Hyperoartia; Petromyzontiformes; Petromyzontidae
Product: lysophospholipid acyltransferase 1-like
Biological process (GO): lipid modification
Cellular component (GO): membrane
Molecular function (GO): acyltransferase activity
Source: RefSeq, a predicted model, not a curated record
GAGUAGCAGCGGCAGCAGCAACAACAAUGGCUGCGCCGGGCUCGGGCUCGCCGCUGCUGCUGCUGCAGCCGCUCAGCGUCUUCCUCGGGCUGCCCGUGGACCAGGUGAACUUCGUGGCAUGCCUUCUGCUCGCGCUGCUCGCCGCGUGCUGGUUCCGGCUCUACCUGCACCCCAGCCAUGCCAGCCCUGCAGUCCGCCACUCGGUGGCCACCUUCCUGGGAAUUUACCUGGCCAUCUUCUGCUAUGGCUGGUACACGCUGCACUUCUUCGCACAGGUGACCAUAUCCUACUACGUCUUGCUCUUCGCCAACGGCAAGCACGUGCACAUAUACAGCUUCAUCAUCGCCAUGGGCUGCCUGUCCCUGUGCCAGAUAAAGUUUUUCAUCUUUGACUACGGCAUCUACUCAACGGACUUCACGGGGCCCAUGAUGGUGAUGGCGCAGAAGAUCACCACCCUCGCCUACUCGGUGCACGAUGGGAUCGGGCGGAAGGACGAAGACCUGAGUCCGGAGCAGCGGCGCUACGCUGUGAGAGUGCGGCCAACCCUGCUGCAGUACUACAGCUACAACUUCAACUUCCUGAGCAUCCUGACGGGCCCGUGCUGCGCCUACAAGGACUACCUGGCCUUCAUGGAGGGGCGGCAUUUAGCGCCGCAGCAGUCCGGCGUGGGAACGGCGGCCACGGGGCCGGAGGAGGCCACCUUGGCCGCGUGCGGUGGCGACAACGGCAAGCGUCCCCGCUGCGAGCCCUCCCCAGUGAGCGCGGUGAUGUACAAGCUGGCCGUCGCUCUCGUCUCGCUGGGGCUGCACCUCACGGUGGCCCGGGGCUUCCCCGUCAACUACAACGUGGACGAGCGCUUCGUGCAGACCGAGCCGCUGCAUUUCCGCCUCUGCUACCUCUUCGUGUCCAUCCAGGCGGCGCGGCCCAAGUACUACUUCGCUUGGUCCAUCGCGGACGCGAUCAACAACGCGGCGGGGUUCGGGUUCAAUGGCUACCACAAGAACGGCGAGGCUCGCUGGGACCUCAUCUCCAACCUCAACAUCUGGAACAUUGAGACUGCCACCAGCUUCAAGAUGUUCCUGGACAACUGGAACAUGAUGACGGUUCGGUGGCUCAAAUACGUGUGCUACGACCGCGUCAAGACGUACCCGACGGUGGCCACGUUCGUGCUAUCGGCGGCGUGGCACGGUGUCUACCCGGGAUACUACUUCACCUUCCUCACCGGCAUCAUCAUGAGCCUGUCUGCACGCGCUAUGCGCAACAACUUCCGGCACUACUUCCUGGGCUCCAAGACGGUGAAGGUGGCGUACGACGUGGUGACGUGGGCCGCCACGCAGCUCUCCAUCUGCUACACGGUGGCGCCCUUCGUCAUGUACGGCAUGAAGCCAGCGCUCGACUUUUACCGGUCCAUGUACUACUGCCUGCACGUGGUGACGGUGGUCAUCCUCCUGGUGCUGCCCAUCAGGGCGCGACCUCUGGCCCCGACGGUCACGGCCAGCAGCCCCACCAACCACACCCAGGCCAGGAAAACACAGUGACCCGCCGCCACAAGGGCCCGGAGCGGUCCCUGGCCUCGUGGACUCCACUCACAGCUGACCGAACGAAUGACCGUCCGUCUGUCCGACCGUCCGAUUGACCGACUGUCCGAUUGACCGAUUGACCGAACGAUCGUCCGACUGUCCGACCAUCCGAUUGAUCGACCAAACGACCAUCCGACCGUCCGAUUGGCUGAAUGACCGACUGACUGACCGCAGUCGACAACCGGCGGAAAGAGAGUUACGGCGGGCGCGCUUUUGUUUGAUAGAAAUUUUAAAUGUUCAGAACAACUGAAAUCGACACUGGGGUCUCGGCGUGAGCUCUCCGAGGUCGCCCCUCCUCACCUUAAAGGAAGACACAACGCAAAAAAACUAAUUGGGCUCUAUUUUACUCUGUUUGAAUACGAUCUUGAGGUGUCAGUUAAAAUCCGAUGACGUCAGUAAUUAAUGAAUUUUGCCUUCUGGCUCCGGCUCCCAGCUAUGCGGCAGAAUACCCCAUAGCUCCUGUUGCACUGGGCUUCAUAGGCUAAAAUGCAGCUCCCACAAUGCACUGUCUGUCGCGUGGGAAGCUGAGAUCAUGGGGCUCCCAUCGCAUCACCACAGUGUGGCUGCGACGUCACACAAGGGUGCAACGCAAUGGUGGUGAGCCUGGAAGUCAUUUGGCUUUGACUUUCAAGUAUUUUUUUUAAUUUAAGAAGCUUCAGUCUUGUGUCGCCCAGCCUGCAACCAACGACCCCGACCGAGAUGGGCGUGUAAAGUAAGAAAAGAUAUAUAACCAGUUGCUUUUUUGGGGAAGUGUCUUCUUUUAAUCUACAGCACCCCCCCUUCCCCCUGCCCCCCCUCCCCUCGGGGCAACACAGCUGAAAAAAAAGUGCCACGUUGAAUACUGAGAUUCCUGAAGCCACGCGCUUUUUGAGGCCACAGUCGAAAGGGAAAUCUACCGUUGGUUUUGGUCGAAUCUCUUUUCUUUUCCGCGCCGCCCUUCCCCGACCACUGUCGCGAUCGCAGAAACGGUUUGCCCGACCGCGAGCGGCGCGCGUGAGAAGCUUCGGGGUUCAGCGCUGUCCGUGGUGCGCGACGAGCAUCGAACCGUGUUCCCGGCACCCUCUGCCGAUGUUUGCUUAAACGGCCUUGUGGGUAAAUAGACUUAACGAGCAACGAGCCGGGAGGACAAGAGUGGCGUCCUCCUGAAGACACCGUCAUUUGUCGCAAAACAAAUCUGCUAGGAAGGCACAAUCUUUGGCGGGAUAGUAUUUAAAAUCCUUGCAAUUGAUGCGUAAUUCAUUAUGUAUUGUAAAAAAGUAUGAAAAAAACAUCGCAUAAUUCCACAAGCAGCUCAACAAGAAUGCAAAGGUCUGUGUCAACACUGUGAGUUGUCUAGACGAGAGCUUUUAACUCCGCUGGCCUUAUUGGGAAAACCCAGAUGGGGUGGGGUGGAUGGUUUGGGUGUGUCGCAGACCUUUGUGGGAGUGUCGUCAAUUAUAAUACCGGUCUUCAUGACCGAUCGCUCGUUAGUUCGGGGUGUUAAAAAACGCCGCAGGUUUUAACUUCCGGGGCGUGGUACGUGUUUGCCAAACGUCCGCUGUCCGCGUGUGUGCUGUCGUGCCGAUUUUUUUUUUGCAGAGUGUCAGCUCUAUGUUGCAAACAUGCUGUGUUUCAAAUGUCUUGGGGUGCAUCCAAGUGCUCAUAAACUUCACAUACAUGUUCACGCGGGGGUUAAACGACACCAGUUGAGAGAGAAGUGCUUACCGAAACCUCAAACAAUACGAACGCCAGUAACUUAAACUGUAAAACACUUACCCAACAAUACGCAUACCAAAAAUAACGACGAGCUCAAUGAAAACGGGCUUGCCUACGCAGGCCUGUGGGCCCGCACCUCCUUCGUGAGUCGCAGAAUUGCAGCGUCUCCCCCUGGGCGGCCUGCUUCUGCACCGCCCUUGCGCACGGAACUCCGUGGAUCACGCGGCACAGACCAACACCCCUGACCCCUGUCACGGAUGGGCACCGCUGACCUUAGCGCACACCGACACCGCUGCUGGAGUAAUGCAGCGUUUGCCAGCGUUUUCAGUCGAGGGCCCUCUGGCUGUAUGCGGUAAAGCCACAUUUUUUUACGGUGCUAAAUGUUUUUUGUUUUUUCACCAAUGAAGCUUCGCACUUCUGUUGUACAGCCGCUGAUGCGCAGACUAGUUCCACAACCGGCAAAGAAAAAAUAACUGCAUUUUGUUUUAUAUUUGGAUCGCACCUUCUUUAAAUGAUUUCGGGCCAUUUGAAAGGUCCCAUGGUGUACACGACAGUGACGAUCGCCAUUGGAGUCUUUAAACUCGCCAAAAUAUACCCUGCCCCUGCAAGCCGAAUACAUGGCAGGGGAUGGGAUGGGAUUGACGUCUCUGUGUAUCGUCGAUUUAAGUCUGGAACGUAACCGGUCGAUGUGAACGACUCUCGACUCGCGACGCUCUGCGUUGUGGCAACGUGUGGUGCUGAGCCCGGCGAAGUGGUGGGGGGUUGGUGGGGGGGGUUGGUGGGGGUAGGGCACACGAUGAAGCGUCUGGGAGAAGCCGCCGGAGCGGCAGCGGUGGACAGAAUUUUCACGUUUCCCAAAAUAAUCGGCAGUGAGUUGUGGCUACUUUUGCGCGGCUCGAACGGUGUGAGGCCGUAUGGUUACUUGGGCCAAAACGUAAAAACAGAAAAACGAGCUCAGAUGUUGUGUUGUUCCCUACGAUGCCGAGGUUGCUCUUUAGGGAGCGUGGUCAGGCCACAAUUUGAACGCUUGGCCCAAGAGCCAACACCGCGAUGUCCACAAGGGAGGACGGGAAGGAAGCCGCCCUUCCGUUCGUGAACCGCGAUUGCACAGAUCGGUGCCGUAGGCUUACGAGCAGUCGUUUCAUGAAACGGGGGACCUAAGUGUGUGACCGUGAGUAGCUGCGCUCUGUGUGCGUGUAAUCGUUGCAUCGGCAAGUCUGCUGCUUCUUUACGUCCACGCCGCGUUGGGAUGGAACGCUGCACCGGGUCAUUGAUCAGGCAGGUCAAGGCAGAGAGUGGCGGUGCACGCCUGCGAUCACGCAAAGGAGCUAAGCCUACGCCGCCCGCCCUCCCUUGCGCAGGGCCGCAAAGUCUUUCCAACAGGAGGCAGUGGAAGCAAGCGUGUCAUUUGCCUGUUUGUUUUUGAGUGUUGUUCACUCGUGUAAGAUGGCAUUUUCUCCAGGCCCUCUGGCUUCCUGGCAUGUGCAAUGCAGCAGCCGGCCAACCGAUCCCCAUGCUGAAAGUGAGUCUCGAAGCUCCGUUAAGCGUCAUUGGGUUCUGCGAAGCAAGGACUGACUACUUGUGUUACAGAUAUCUUAAGAGGGCUCAUCAGUCUGACGCCGCAACGCCCGUGCGUGAAUGAGUCACGCAGAACGGAUGUUGCAGCUUCAGUAGCCGAGCCCCCUACUGCACAGUACAGUCCUUCACCCCCCCCGCAUCUCCGAUUAGCACGGUUGGCUGCGUUCGGCGCUAAAGAAGUUCAACGUACGUGUACAUCCAUGGAAAGCGUGGGCAAAAACUGAGGAGAUCACCAUAGGUUGCAGUGGGGAGGAAGGGCAAAGCGUGGGUGGAGCACACGAGCCAGCCACACUCUGACCCCUACCGCUCUCCCCCACAACACUCGGCAUUCAGCCACGACUAAUAGGCCGAGGUUUUCAUUUACUGUUCAAUUACACAGAUUGAGCGGCGACACUGCCUCGGCAGUGGUGCACAAGCACAAACAAUGACGCGACGCGUUCAGUCAAGAGCGCAGCCUUGACAGGAACGGUAGAUGAUUGGCGGCAUCUCGGGCAGUGGCUCUUCUUCAUAGCCCAUAGAGGCCAGAGAGGGAGAGUGGAUAAUAGUUGGACUCUCUCUUCAUGUGCCAUGAAGAAGGGCAUUUGUGCUCAAUUCAACUUUUAAUUUUACCAGCUAAGGUCCACUGAGCUAUAUGGCUAUUUUUCAGAUGCGACCUGGCCACAAAUGAUAGCACAACGAAGUGGCUUAUCGUGUGGAAAUUUAUAUCAGCCAAGUAUCCCUUAGCGCAUGUUGAUUCUAAAUGCGUGGGGGGAAAAAACCUGAGGAGACAAAUCCACGCGACCACGGGGAGAACACGCACACUUCAAAUAUACAGCAGCAGGCGUCGGGGUCGGGAUCGAACUGACGACCUCCUGUGUACCAGGCGAGGCAGUUAACAUCUCGCCACCGUUGCAGCUCCCAUUUACUGUUCCGCAGGCCACCGUUUGUAACACACGCGCUCCGUGCCUGAACGCGAGCGUUGGCACCGGCGGUGUUGUCGGCUUGUCGCGGUUGUGCCAUCUCUCCCCAGCGCCGCUUUUCGGUUGCGCCGCGCGUCGUCCGGCGCGACGUUCUGCCGCCGCCCGCUGGGACCUCGCUCGGGGAACCGAAUCGAGCAACCGACCGCCCCUCAAUCGUCGGGCCGAACGUCGGACGUUGUGCUGGACGCCGGACGGAACGACCCGAAAUAGCCAACGAUCCGCUGGUUGACCCCCCCCCCCCCCCCCGAACUCCUUGAUGUUGUCGUCGUCGGUGACGAUUCGACGACGGCCGUGUUGCCGCACGUAUUUCAGCGCUACGCAGGAUGUCCGCGCAGAGCGGGGAACGCAGGGGAGGGAGGGGCGUCGUGUUGAGCUUUAUGUUCCAGCUCUGCAAGAUUUCAGCACCUUGUCAAAUUCUUUGGCCAAGUAAUUAUUUUGAUAGUUUGAUAGUUCCCCCCCCCACUCUCUCCCCUUCUCCAAAGCUACAUGCCCAAGAUGAGUGAGGGAAAGGAUUCGCUGAGAUCGUACGUGCGUGCGGGGGGAAUGGCAGGCGGGGCGAAUCGGCACGGGGGGGGGGGGGGGGGGUUCAACCCUCCGACCUCCCGGUGUGGCGCGCGAACAUCAGCGAGAGGGAGAGACAAAGGCGGGCAGGAGCGACGCUGGCUUUUGUCACGCGAAUGUUGGCAGCACUUGCACCCGUCUCGAUGCUGAAUGGGGGAUCUUGGGUCUUCUUGCUUCAGGCGAACUAACUCCCCUUCAUUUAAAUUACCGUAAAGCGACCUGUCGUAAAUGUGCCUUUUGUUUAGGAAAAAAACCAUUCAACUCGGCUUCGUUCAUUCGGUGAAUAUCUGUCGUCUGCAGAUGUAAAUAAUAAUCGUACCCGUAUGCUUAGAAGGUGGCACCGAGCAACGCAGACCCUGCCACGCCGUGUCAAGCGCACAGCUCCGCGCGGAACCUGACGCUCACCCCAGGUGUGCCUCGUCGUUUUUUUUUUCCCCUACCUCUGAUGAGCACGAAGCUUCGAACUCGUGUCGAACAGCCCGGAGUACACGGCAACUCGCCGCGCGUGUAAACAAAACAGCAGCAGCUCUUUGCUUGUCGAGGUUUGCGCUUUCAUCACGAGGAUACUUACGUCACGGCCACAAACUUGUUUGAGAUUGUGGUCCGUGAUUGUACAAUGUGUUUUUAACAGGGCCGAUGGGUGGGAAAGUAGAACUCAAAGCCACUGAUGUAUUUGAUUGAAGCAAACUCCUCUGUUAUUAUUUUAUUUAGCGUGGAGCGCCGGUGCAGUGGUGAGCGCACGGCAUCACAAACUCAAAUACCCGAGUUCGAUUCCAAGUCACAUCGGUGGUGAGUGAAAUCUGAAGCCGGUUCCUGGGCCCCACCUUCACCAACCCCGCACUGACCAGCGUGGUGAAGUAUGGUCAAAAAAACCCACGUGAUCGACGCGUUACGUGGGGCUUCCGCUGUAUUAACCGGGGGACGUGCAAUCGCACUGCCCUUUAUUUUGAAUGGAAAUUGUAAUUGGCGAAAGCGCCGACACUGAAUAUACAUUUCAGGAAUUGCUAUAUUCGCAGCCACGUUUCACUCAUCGGUCUCGCUCUACUCUUGCAGCGAGUUAACCCUUUAACCAGCAGCGGUGUUGGCGACGGUGGUUGGGGUUGUUUAUGUGGGUUACACCGCGACACGCUGGCCGUUCAUUCUGGCCAGUGUGGGUGGUAAAAUAAAAAGGUUAAACUCGGCUUGAUAAGCGGCGAUGGUUGAGAGCACGCAGGGAGCACUAACUGUGACCUAGCACUUUGAAGGUGGGGUUUUGACGGGUCUUACGCUCCGCGGUGAUCAGUGGAUGGCAGCGGAUUUGCUGACGCGUUUGUAGGGAUUUUGGGAGCGCUGACUGCUCGUACAUGAGCGGUCUCCGGGCACUCCGGUUUCCUCCUGCAACGACAAAAAAAACACGUCUUUAACGAGGAACUCGGAAAAUGUUCAAUUGCGCAAGAUUCUCUUUAAAUGAAGGUCUUAAGAUACCAUUUGUUUCGAUCAGAGCAAUCGCCUUACCACUCUACCACAGCAAUUGUUGUGCGGCGUAGGACAAACGCCCAACAUCCUUUAAGCAUACAAUAACAUUUCCAUUAAAAAAAUGAUUAAUAUCAAGUUGUAGGUUUUUUCACUUCAAUGAUGCUUCAGUUUUAGUUUUAAAACAUUUAUAUUACAUUUCUACCGCGUUUUCUUACAAGGGAAUAGUUUCUAAGCUCAGGGUAAUUUAAUUUGCAGGAAACGUACGGAACACUGCAGUAGCGAAACUCGUAAAGCAUUGUAUGCUGUUCAACUGUCAGUAUAACAGAAUGCGUCUUUUUGUAAUUCAAAUAAUUUACAAGUAUUAUUUGUCAUGAUGAAACUGCAGUUGGUGUAAAUCACGUCUGCACAAUACAACUACAAUGCACAUGUAUCGUUUAAUGGGUCCCGCUGUAUUCUUGAACUUCUUUCGUACUGAACGUGGCCAAGCAUGCUCAGCGGAGGUUGCGGUGGUUGCCUGCGAGAUUAGAGCCAUCAUCACACAUUGGCAUCGUUUUAUUUGAACAACUAUGGCUGGAUAUUUAGCGACGAGAUUACUCUUCUGGUCACAUUCUGGCUCGUUGCCAAUUGCCAAUGGGAGCUGUCGGUGUUAAACGCUUGCCGGGAAGGUAGAGAGAGAGAGGGAGAGAGACGAGAGGGUCUUCUGUUCUUUCCUAAAAUUAACCAACAUCGGAUACUGCCGUGGUGCGACGGUUGAGCACACUGGACCCGCUAUCCCAGAAGUCGCCGGUUCAAUCUCCCGGCGCGGCAGUUGAACCAACGCUGCAAGUCUCUUAACACCUCGCCGCCUCUGCCGAGCCACGCGGUAAGAAAUGGUUACCACCACAACGAGUCGCGAGGGACGGGAGUUAAGUACGGCUUUCUCCCACCGCUUCAAAGACGUCUGGCCGGCGUGGAAGAGUAGGCCAAAUGCCCUCCCGAGGGUGCUCUCUAGAGCGGCCUCUAGUGGAGACCUUACUGCUGCCAGCAGUGGUGUGAGCGAGCAAUUGCAGGGCUGCACCUUUAUAUAUAUUUUUUAAAACAUAACUUUAUCAACCAGUGUGCCAUUCAGAAUAUGCGCGUUCCAGUGGAAUGUAUUGAAACGGCGGACCAAGUUUCAACUUCUCUGAGUCUCAUCUGCAUGCUUUGUGGCCCUUGAAAUGAACGCUGGCUGCCGAGUUCCCUGCUGGUGUUAUCGGCGAGCUCUCUCCCUCCAUAGCGAGAGCUCCUCGAUUUUAGCGCAGGAAAACAGUGCGUGAAGGACAUCACUACGGCAGAUUGCCGUACAUCGUUGAAUGAAUGAGUGAAUGGCAAUGGAACGAACUCUUAAGGCAUUCCGGAAUGAGUUUGUAUAAUUCGGCGACUUCUUGUUGCUCUGUUCGUCACCGUGUUUUUUGUUGUUGCCGGUUUAGUAUAUGCAGUGCCACUCGUAAGCUAAGGGGGGGCACGUUCGCGCCUUCGCACUGAGCGUGCGUGACCAGGUUGGCGUCCGUGAGGGGUUAAUCGUCUCUCGUGCCAAUAAAAUGUGGAGUUUUCACCGCUGGCCGUGGGCACGCCAAUGCAAAAGAGUGCCAUCGUCCCGUUGCUCGUACUGAGCGGGGGGAGGCACUUUGACCUUUUGACCUGACUUGCUCAUCGUAAGAAUGAGUAAAAUGAUGAUGCUGAUGAUGAUGUCGAGUGAGGGAUUAUUGUGGUCGGUGGUCAUUGUAAUAAUAACCCCUUCAAACGAGACGUGCCGUUUCUAGGGCUUAUUCGGGUGAAAUAUUUUGAAACAUUAAAUCAACACAUCGCUUACCUAGUUGCACAAUUGGCCUUAAACAAUGUAAUUCACAAUAUUAAACUUGACAUCUCAACUUAACACUAAAAUAUAUCCUCCGGUGAGCACAAUUGCGUACGAAAGCAGUCGAGGAUGCUAUUCUUUAACUUGCCGCGUAAUUAACAGCGGCUGCAAGCUCGCACCCGUACGGGCGGCGUGACGUGUUCGCUUUCACUCAAAGCCGCCCCCUCUUCAGCGUUCCCUACGGAACAUACGCUUCGUGAGAGAUGAUAGCAAAGGGCGAACCAAAACGUGACGUAGCUUAUAACAAUGAGGCACGCGAAUAGUUUUUAUUUAUUCUUACGUCGGUGCCGCCGUCCGCAGAGUUCUUGUUUAUCCGUCACGUUUAGCGUAUUCCCGCCGGGCCUGUGCGUGUUUAUUUUUGACGGUCAGACUGGGGCUGCCUCCUGCUCUCAAUACUUCCCGCCCCCCGUCAGGGCUCCACGUUGUGUUUUGACCGCUGACGAGACGUACGUACGUUGAGCUUCUAUCUCGCCGGAGGUGCGGCGGAAGAUAAACAAACGAUGGGUCUCCUUGUGAGCCGAUGUAUCUAUGUUCAACUUGUUAUAAUAAUCGGGUUUUUCCCCUUUUUUCUGGCAACAAAACUGAAACCUUUGUCACGCGUUUGAGCUGUACGCCUUUUGGCGUCCUCUGGUCGAGCACCAAUUGAGACGAGGCUCAAAAGAAAGCCGUCUCUGGUGUGGACCAAUCAGUUUCAAGGACAAUGCAUAUAUUAUCAGUGUGUUUUUUGUUUGCAUUUUGACCACAAGUAUUGUGGUUAAUGCAGACAUGAUUCCUUGUAAAAAGGUUUCAGUUUUGUUGCCAGAAAAAAAAUGGAAAAACCCUAUUAUUAGAUUUUGGUACUGGCAAAGGAGGUCUAAUGAUAUGUUCAACUUCUUUCGCACCGUACGUAGCCAACCGUGCUAAUCGGAGAUUAUGCGACUGGGAAACGCUCGCCAGAAAUUGUCGUAAAAAAAAUGGACAUCCGCGCACCAUGCCUCGCAGCGUCGUGUCAUGGCCACUCGCGACGACGAUUAUUGUGCCAGCUUGUCCAGUGUUAGAGAGUCACGAGUUACGCUCAUCGGAUUGCUAUAAGCAGCCACUGGUAAUCGCACAUUUCGAUUUUGUUUUCAGUUGCGUAAAGAGAUUACCGUUACUUGGCAAGUAUUCGUUGGUUACUUUUUUUAAUAAUUCGUUGUCAAAAUUUGUAUUAUCUGAAAACCAAAUUAUCGGGUUAAAUGAUGGUAACCCAGCAAGCUUGGGUUAAGAAAGAAGCAGCCAAUGCACACAGACCAUCAUGCACAAGCCGUUCUGGUACCGUGCUGUGAGCUCUGAGCAUCAAUCAAUGACAUGGCCAUUGAUUUGUGAAUCGUGUUACAUUACUACAGAGUAGUAGGUUUUUGCGCUGUGUUGUAGCCCUCCAAUGUGGCUAAUUCGCAUCAGGAGGUAAGCCAGAUUAUUACAUUGCUCUUAAAGUACCGCAUGUGUGUCCAGACGUUUUAGCGAUCGUUCAUCGAAGGAUCGAUUUUAUUUUUCAACGCUGCAGUUUGUUCACGCGAUUAUUGGACUCCCCAAUAAUGUCAAUUAACAAGCAAAGCUGCUUGUGUGCCAAUGCGAGUGGCAAACAACCAGCUGCCGUUUUGUGUCCGUAUCAGAACAAUGACGUUGGGUGAAUGCAUUUAAAUUAUGUCAUCAUCAGCCAUGCUUUAUCCACUGCUGGAUUGAAGGCCUUCCUGAACCGUUGCCGUUUCUCGUGAUUCUUCGACGUAACGAUCCACCCAACCACCUCUGCCUUGCACACGAGCCGAAUUCAUUGCUCCAUCUCCUUCGGUGGACGUAAACCUUGGACACGUUGCAUUCGUUGAUAGAAAAAAAAUUCGUACGAAUUUAUAGCAAUCGGUCGUAGGGGAUUCUAUUUUCAAAACCAAUCGGCGCAAACAACAAAACCACAACAUUGCAUAGCGUACUCAACGCCACGUGAAUGCGACGUGACAACUUCUUCAGGCCGUGUGCACGCGGUGGUGUGCACGCGGUGGUGUGCACAUGUGAGUGGCGUGCAUCCGCAGUGGUUGAGUGUGACGGAAACAACAUUUCUGAAUGGAGCAGUGUAAGCUUCUGAGUGAAACGUUGCGUGAUUUUCAGUCGUACUGUGAUCAUGACUCGUAGCCCUAUCAGGAAGGCAGUAACCGACUGGUUCUGAUACUCUGCUCACUCCGUGCUGCGCUGUCAGCCCUUUGUCAAUCCACUGCUGUUUGAAGGCCUCCCUACACCUUUUUGGUCAUGCGGGUAGUUUGACCAUACUUCACCGCACUGGCUCGUGCGUUUUUAAUGGAGAGGGGGCCAGGUUCCGGCCGAGAUAUCGCUACUGAUGUUGACCGUGGACGGGAAUCGAACCCGGGUUGUAGGUUGAGCGUGCACAGUGCUGCCGCCCCACCUAUUCAGUGAUUCUUUUUUUUUUUAAGGCAAACAUUUGCUGUAAAAUAGAUUGUCAUCACUACAGAAAGCCGAUCAAACUGAAGGUGAAACAAAAUCAGUAAGUGGCAAAAUCUUUAAAAAAAUAUUAUUCUUGGGUUAUUCUCUUUCAUCAUGAACAGUCAACAACUCAUAACUCUUGCUGUAGCAGUGUGUGUUCGGCAACAGGAGAGGGAUAAAUACGACAGCCCUUUCCUCCCACCUUCAACUAAACCAGUCAAUGCUUGUAAUCAUUGCAAAAAAAUGGGUGCUUCGCAUCACCACAAAGUUAUUCGUUAUUGUUGAAAUAUUGCCGAGAUUGGCUAAUUCUGACAUCGGGGUAUUGGAGCGCGCGUUCCAAUACCUACGUACGGUGCGAAGGAAGUUCUACAUCCGUACGUCAGGGACUCUUCACCAUCGUUGUUGUAUGAAGGGUCGCCAAACCCACGCUGCUCGCGACGCGAGCUCGUUAGCAGCUCGUUAGCUGCUCGCGACGCUGGACCUGGGGCCCAUGUCGUGUCAAUUCCCGUCUACUGUCGUAGCGAAAUGCUGCACCCUUAUUUAUAACUGUGUAUGAAGAUGAAACGCGGUUAAACUCUUUUGUUUAAUGCGCAUAUGUCAUCGGUAUUGCGUUUCAGUGUUUAUUUCUUUUUGACUGCUUGAUAAGCUUCAUUUUAGUUUUUUUCGUGGUAAAAUAUUUCUCAACGUUUGUAUUUUUUUCAAUCACACUGCAUUUGACCGGAACUCUUUCCAUUGAGAAGUAGAGCCACGUGCGUACAUUCUUGCCUUCCACCACCGUCGCAAUGUGCAACUUCCUCAAACGUUGCAGAGCCACCAACAGAGUUGAGCAUUUGCCCCUACGCCUGCUUGAGAACAGGGGGAUGAUCUUCGGCUCGCGUUCUUGGGGUUACACCGAAACAUUUAUCCCAAGAUAUUUUUCUUUUCCAUUUCAGUCUCUCGCCGCGAAUGGCUUUUCCUCACUUAGAGGGAGACGUAAUACCAGAAGAGCCGACCUCGGAGAUUGGACACCGACUGAAACGGCUGACAGAUCUAAGCGGCAAGGUGUUGCGGUGACGACGCCACCGUGGCGUGAUCCGCGCUGACCUCUUGACCCUUGAAAGCGACGUCGGUCAACGUUUCUCACGGAGGCGUCUUGGAGAUCAGCGUUUAGGUCGUCUUCGCCACCCCCACCCCGCACCCCGCCGCAAUAACAAAGACGGCCAUCGAACUCUGCACGGCGUCUCGAGACACCGUCGCAUUUGGGCGUUGCGUAAAUCCAAAUGGUCAUCGCUUCAUGUGAAACAAUCGGCGUCGUCCGGGGCUCCUUUGAAUGCACGUGGCUUUAUUUGUAAGUGGAAAUGCAGAAGGGAAACAUGGUUAAUGUAAAAAAAAAUUUAGGAGUGGCUCAGUGUUUAGCAAAAUCCAGGCGUACUGCUUUGAGUGUUUCGGGAUUGUAUGUCCGCGUGUCUUUACAGACAUAACUCGUCAUCGAUGGGAUUAAAAAUGUGCACAAAACUGUCAUCAUGAGAUUUUUUUUUACACUUUUCAAACGCUUUACCAAAAUACGUUUUGCAAAAUUGUGACGUUAUUUUUCACUGCAUUCGGGUAUUGUUUCGAAAACAUCGUCAACACUAAAUGACAGUUUGAUUUUUGUGUUCUGUGUUUUGAGUGUGCUUCCCAAAUGUUUUUGUUUAAAUGGCCAAAGUUUUAAAUCUGCGUAAUGUAUGUCGGAUAAAUCCAACAGUUGAAAUACCCCCGACUUUUUUGUCCACGCUUGGCAUCCACACGUUUGUAAUUGUGCUUUGGGGAAAAAGAAGAAGUCAUAUUUGGUUGUUAAUUUGUUUUGUAAAACUAUCAUCUAACAAAAAACGCAUACUCUGUACUCCACAGCCCACCCCAGGUCUGAAGUGAGAGAGCUGCAAUGUUACCAGACAUGCACGACGCAUCAAUUCAAACUGAAACCGAUAUCACAUGCUGAAGAUGUGCACGUCAAAUUGUGUGCAUAAACCUGUUACGGGGUGCCGCGGUGGCGAGAUGUUAACUACCUCGCCCGGUGUACAGGAGGUUGUGGGGUUGAAACCGACCCUGAUGUCUGUAUGUUUGGAGUUUACAUAAUUCCUCACCGUGGUCGCGUGACUUUUUCCCCGGGUCCUCUGGUUUUUCCCUCGACGUUUAUAAAACAUGCGUUUCGAGUAUUUGGCUGGGCCUUAUCUGGUCAAAUAAAAAAAUUGUUGAUUAUCUGUUUUAUGUGUGCUGGGAUUCAUGUGACCCUUGCAGCCACUCGAGGCACUCCGUUUAGCGCGACGUAAAAAGAAUAAGGCAUCGAUUCUUGAUUCGAAUCGCAACCCCAAAUCGUGGCAAUUCAUCCAUUUAAAUUGGAGGUGAAUGACUCCGUGCCGAUCCCUCGCUCUGCAUCAUUGAUUGUUGUGGUCACAACUCGUGCUUUGUAUGUAAAACUUGGCACACACCAGCCCACGCGUGACGCUUGCGCGUUGCACUUUCUGAAAUAUUUUUAAAAAGAAUUACGCAUCCCACCCCCCCUCCACAAAAAAAAAACCGAAUAGGUUGCCAAUCGAUCAACUUCGUUACGUACGCACUAAUCUACACGAGCGGCAGGUGACAUUACAUGAACGAUGAGCAAAUUUAACUCUAAGAUCCUCUCACUGGGCUCUAGCUCCCAUGUGUUGCCAGUACGACUUUCAAAUUCCACCGCCCCCAACUCUGCGCUGGGUGGUGGGGGGGGGCUUCAUUGACGAACCUGAACGGUCACCCCCACCGUGCACCCGGCAUCGUAAUGUCUUAGCCGGUGUCAGGACGUAUCCACACCCUGCUGGUGGAGUUGGCAGGACUGGAGUGCGACUUUGGGCAGAGCCGUCCCUCGGGUACGGCGAAGCGGGGCGACCGCCCGGGCCCCGCGCUUUGGGGGGGGGGCGUGCUUGGACGUCACCAUGUCGGAUGUAAUACUUCCGGUUUAGUUUUUGAAGGGGUUGGGGGGCACACAGUGGAAUUUGUCCCGGGGCCUCCCCACGUACCCCUAUGGACAACCCUCACCAUGGGUCAGCGUUGAGGCUGAACGGAUGCCGUGUUGUGUAGAUGUACUGCGUGGCAGUAAUCACUUUGUCAAUGAGUCGGGGUGGGGUGGUGGGAUCGUGGUGCCGUUGGCCUUCACGUCAGGUGGUAACGCCAGCGCUCGCCGAGUGCACGGCGGACACCCAGUCACACGGCGGACAGCCAGCCAUGCUGCAGUGAGGGCACGAGAGGGCAUACGGGGCAACACGCGUGGCACUCAGAUUUUCACGAUGAGUGGGAAAACAUGAUUUUUCUUCUCAGCUUCACGGCCUCAGUGUGCAUCUUCCGUUACGUUACCUACAAUGCACGGUCCUGAUUUCCAGGAGCUUGUUCGUGUGGUUGGAUCGUGCAAAGGUGGGGGCCACUUUAAUGAGCUCUAUAUUGAGGUGUUGUUCGUGUCUCUCCGAGGCAGGACAGCAAGUAGGACACUGUUUUCCUCGUGCUUUAGAAAUCCCAUGCACACAACAAGGAAUUGGCCAAAAAACCCAAAGUAGGAUCCUCCUGAAAAUCAACCUCGAUUUCUUGGGGCAUUCCUGAGAAAAUAAUUCAAAUAUGUAUCUUACUACUACGAUAGAAAAAUCGCCAAUCAAAAUAGUUCAGUUCCCAGCUGAUUGAAGGUGGGGUUGUAAACACUAUUAAAGUCCACUUUAUUCUUAUUUUCGUUAAAAGCUGCCUAAAUAUAAUCACUGCAUCAUUGCUACAGGUUGGCUAAACAGAUUGUGUUGGGUAAAACAAGUGAUUUGUGAGUACUGCACUUUUAAUUCAUAAAAAUACAAUCGUUUAAAGUUUGAACAUUUGUUGGAUACAUUCUUAAAAUUAACAUUGCACUGAAUUCCACUUAAUUUUUUUUUAUCAUACCAAAAUAAUGAUGGCACACUUUUUAUCCAAACAUUUCUAUUGUUUCUUUACAAGGUGAAAAAUGGGCUUGGGAAAAUGUGUACAUUGUCAUUUGUACAAAUAGCAGUGAAGACUCAUUGCAAUGCCUAACGCAGGCGCAUCUUAAGAUGUUUCCAGAGUUGACUUCUUGUCCGUGUGGCUGUACCCUCGUCAGAGCACUUGAGCCAGCACUGCUGAGCCACCUGGGUUUGAAUCCCGGUGUCAUCCGCCCAAAACUAAACUUGAUAACUCAGCAGUGUCUGCUUGACACAUCUGUACCGCCACAUAAAAAACUUCUAAAAGCAUUUAUGUUUUAUGUGAAGGCACGGAUAUUUAUUAAUGGAGAUAGUAUUGCUUUUUUUUCUUGGUUCUUUCGGUAAAGUCACGUAGAAGGGAAGUAAUAAAAUAAUAAAAAUAAAACAUAAUUAAAUAAUUCUCACGACGUUUUUGUUUCCACAAUGGUGCAAACAAUCAUUCUGAGAUAAAUUAAACUUGAUUCUCAAAAAAGUACAUGAGCUCCGCCUAGCCAAAAACACUUUACGCAUUUAAAAUAAAAACCCAUCAUAACAUAUUGCCGUUUUACUUUGUUUGGUAUAUUCCGCACUGUUUUAAGCAGGGAUACACUUUAGACUUUUUAAUAUUGACGAAAGAUAUAAAAUAAAAAUAGAAAGUACGAAUGCAUAUAUAUUUUUGAAUACUUUAUGCAAACAUUUUGACUCCCCCCCCCCCCCCCCCGGUAUAUUUCUGGGCCAACCAAAGGUAGAAAAUGGGGCCAAAAUGUUCGUGUUGUAAGAAAGGCAAUUAAUUGAGGUCAGACGCCAUUCCAAUAGAAACACCCCCAACCACAGCGCCUUGCUAUUUUAAUUCCCUGGCUCAUAAUCCUCUCUGGCAAAAACACAUUUACCAUGCUGACAAUAAUCAUCAUCACGGUGACGAUGUUAACUCACUCGACCCCUGCAAGUCGCGCACUGGCUGUAUACCAGGUGCGCGUCUCGUCUCUCACGGGACACUAUCUGCAUCGUUCAGUUUCGGUGCACCCGUAAGAAUGAUGACAAUUCGCAGUUCUUUGGGGGUAAACAACCUCCCCCGUGCCCUGUCGGCCAUGGGGUUGUCUGGGCGUACUUGAACCACGCCGCCCGUCAGAGCUGGUAGGUGAUCGAGGGCGGUGCCCACCAAGACCAGCUGGGACAUCGCUCGUCGUCGAUGUUGGGCCGUGGCUGGGAUUCGAGCUUCAGGCCCGUUGGGUUCGAAGCGUAGUGCGUGAACCGCUGUGUUAACCGCUGCUCCCCCUGUUGUAUGGACCGUAUGCGUAUUUAGAACUGGGAUAUAUCCGAUUGCUGAAGUAUUCUACGAAAGCUGACGUCGUUGACGUCAUCAGGCGCGUUCCCGCUGGACAUGGUUUGUCAGGGGUUUCCCACCUUCGAAAGGCAGGAAGUGGGGUCGGCUGCCAUCUUUAAAGGGAGCCGAGGAAGCUCUUGCAAAGAGAGAAACUCAAGGAUAGCUGUUUACCCUUUCUGGCAAUAAAACGGAUAUUAAGAUGUUCGGACAUCAAAUGGAGACCUUUGCACGGAAUAAAGUCUGCAUCAACCACACGUACUUGUUGGUGAACAUGCAAACUAAACAUGCUCUGAUAACACUGGUCAACACACUUUUUAUGGCAUAAGGUUUUUCAACGGUUUUAAGGUAAUUUUUGGGUGCUGAUUCCAAAUCUGGCAUCAGUUUUUUGUCUAUCAGCAGGUUUUUAAGAUAUCAAAUAUAGCAUUUUCAAUAAAAACUACAGAAGAAAAAUAUUAAAUAAAUGUGGAUAUCUACAUAAAAUUAUAUUAUUAACACACUAUCCUAAAAAUACAGAACCAUAUUUUAACACUAAAGCAGUCACUGGCUCGCAACAACUUACACUCAUAAGUGACAGAGUUAAUUUCGGGUAAAAUCAAUGAAAAUGGGGUAUGCCGAUGGCAUAAAAAUGAUGUGUGGAAUCAGCACCCUGAAAUUAGUCUAAAACAGCUGCAAAAGUCCAGGCCUGAAAAAAAUGUUUUUUUUGUUGACCAGUGUAAUUAAUAGAAUGCAUGAUGGCAUUGUCUUUGAAACGGAUUAAUCGCCUUUCUCACAACACGCCUUUUGGCGUUCUCUGGUCUGGCACUGGCAAGACUAGGUCCUCCAGAAGGCUGUCUCUGGUUUAGACCAAUCUAUUUAAAUGACAAUGCCAUCUAUUAUCAGAGCAUGUUUUUGUUUGCAUGUUCACCACAAGUACGUGUGGUUGAUGCAGACAUGAUUCCUUGCAAAAGGUUUCUAUUUGGUGUCUGAACAUCUCAACACCUGUUUUAUUGCCAGAAAGGGUCAAAAUAUAUUCUUAUUUUUUCAUACUUUGAUACUGGCAAAAAAGGUCCCAUGUUAUUACAAGUAGAAGCUGUCGAUAUCAGUGUUGGUCGAUUAAUCGUCACAGCUCUACAUUUCUUUCGUACGGAUGUUUACGUUUUGUGUUGCCAUAAUGCUUGUGGCAUUGCAGUGUCUGAAAUCCGGGCUAUAUAUGGGCCUCACGAUUGAGACUCAUUAAAACAUUAUUCAUCCCCGGACACCGAUCUUCCCAAAUGUUUUUUCUGGGUUGUUGAUAGCUGUAAAAUAAUAACACGUUGCUUAUUUGCCCGCACUCGGCGAAAUGUUACGGUCAGAGAGAGAGAGACCGCGUGCAAGAAGACACCCACUUGCAGACCAGCGUGGUGACCUGCAGAAGGGCAGUGAAACAAGUAGGUUGCUGACCUGCCCCCGUGCGUUUUGUUGUUCGUCGUGUCAGCUUUUAAGUCUGGGUGUUUUUCUCCAGAAGAUCCGUUUUGCUCGCGCACACAAUAGGACUUCAGUUCUUGGAAAGGAAUUUCCGCAAUAUUCCAGGCAGGGCUUUGGUGAAAAAAGCCUGGAGUCUCAUUGGCACUUUCCUGGGUAAACCAAGGUUAUUGAUACCGAGUUGAGUGCUUCAAAAAGGGGCUCACAUGGCUACUGAAGUUGCUAUAUUCAUGGCUUGAACUUUCAGAAGUACAUAUAAUUACAUAGGAAACUAACUGGCUAUAUCGCUGUAUAUUGCAACUAAAGAAAACCCUGUAAAUUCCGCUGGGACUUAUGGGGGGGCUUGAAAAGAAUUGAGUGGUGGGCGUGCGUGGUGGUGUUUAUGUGGUCGGCGUGGUUUUGGUGGCGUUCUGUUAUUUUGCUUGUUUUAAGCGACAAUAAAAGAUGUUUUGAGUAA